CAGCGAGGGGCCCUGCGCUGUCCGAGGUGCUGAUUCGGGGCUCUGGGCGCCGCGCGCCGCUGUCCGCGGUGCUGCUGGUCACCUGACUCUCGGUUGAGGCGGCCGCGGAGGAGCUGGAGGCGGCGGCGGCGGCGGCGGCGAUGAGGAGGAGGCGCUGCUGCUGCUGCUGCUGCUGCUGCGGGCGCCCGGGCGGAGGAGCGCGGCUUGAGCGGCGGCAGCGGCGGCUGCAGCGGGCAUGAGCCAGGCGGGCCGGCGCGCCUGGGGGACCCUGCCGGGAGCGCGGGAGCAGGGCAGGAUGCGGCGGCGGCUGCUGCAGCAGCGGCGGCGAAGGCCACUCUGGCUGUGAGCUCGGCAGCGGCGUCGCGGGCCAGCCCGCCCGCCCGCCCGGCGGCACCACGAGCAGCAGCAGCAGCAGCAGCCGGAGCAGCUCCACCAUGCAGAAGGGGAUGCGGCUGAACGACGGGCACGCCGUCUACCUGGGGCUGCUGGCCAAGAAGGACGGCGCUCGGCGCGGCUACCUGAGCAAGCGGAGCUCCGACAACACCAAAUGGCACCCCAAGUGGUUCGCGCUGCUCCAGAACAUGCUCUUCUACUUCGAGAGCGACUCCAGCUCCAGGCCCGCCGGCCUCUACCUGCUGGAGGGCUGCGUCUGCGACCGGGCGCCCUCGCCCAAGCCCAAAGACCCCCUCGAGAAGCAGCAUUACUUUACUGUAAACUUCAACCAUGAAAACCAGAAGACCCUGGAGCUGAGGACGGAGGACGCAAAGGAUUGUGACGAAUGGGUGGCAGCCAUUAGCCACGCAAGUUACAGGACUCUGGCCACAGAGCACGAGGCCUUGAUGCAGAAGUACCUCCAUUUACUUCAGAUUGUGGAAACGGAGAAAACGGUUGCUAAGCAACUUCGGCAACAAAUUGAGGAUGGAGAAAUAGAGACGGAGCGCCUGAAAUCGGAGAUUGCUGCCCUGCUCAAAGACAAGGAGCGCAUCCAUUCCAAUCAGACCAGCACCCCGAACGAUGAUGACAUUGACAUCAAGAAGAUCAAGAAGGUCCAGAGCUUUUUGCGGGGCUGGCUGUGCCGGAGGAAAUGGAAGACCAUCAUCCAGGACUACAUCCGCUCACCUCAUGCCGACAGCAUGAGGAAGAGGAACCAGGUGGUCUUCAGCAUGCUGGAGGCCGAGGCAGAAUACGUGCAGCAGCUGCACAUCCUGGUCAACAACUUCCUGCGGCCCCUCAGGAUGGCGGCCAGCUCCAAGAAGCCGCCCAUCACCCAUGACGACGUCAGCAGCAUCUUCCUGAACAGUGAAACCAUCAUGUUUCUGCAUCAGAUCUUCUACCAGGGCCUGAAAGCUCGAAUCUCCAGCUGGCCGACCUUGGUGCUGGCCGACCUCUUUGACAUUCUGCUGCCGAUGCUCAACAUCUACCAGGAGUUUGUCCGGAACCAUCAGUACAGCCUGCAGAUCCUGGCCCACUGCAAACAGAACCGGGAUUUCGACAAGCUGCUGAAGCACUACGAGGCCAAGCCCGACUGCGAGGAGAGGACCCUGGAGACCUUCCUGACCUAUCCCAUGUUUCAGAUUCCCAGGUAUAUCCUGACGCUGCAUGAGCUGCUGGCGCACACGCCCCACGAGCACGUGGAGAGGAACAGCCUGGAUUACGCCAAGUCCAAGCUGGAGGAACUUUCCAGAAUAAUGCACGAUGAAGUAAGCGAGACCGAAAACAUCCGGAAGAACUUGGCCAUUGAGAGGAUGAUUAUUGAAGGCUGCGAGAUCCUCUUGGACACCAGCCAGACCUUUGUCAGACAAGGUUCCCUCAUCCAAGUGCCAAUGUCCGAGAAGGGGAAGAUCCCCCGGGGGCGCCUGGGCUCCUUGUCCCUGCGGAAGGAGGGCGAGAGGCAGUGCUUCCUCUUCUCCAAGCACCUGAUCAUUUGCACCAGGGGCUCCGGCGGGAAGCUGCACCUGACCAAGAACGGAGUGAUCUCCCUCAUCGACUGCACCCUGGUGGAAGACACCGAGAGCACCGAUGAGGACACCAAAGGAUCCGGGCAAGAAAUCGACCACCUUGACUUCAAGAUUGUGGUGGAACCCAAAGACAGCUCCUCGUUCACCGUUAUCCUCGUGGCCUCGUCCAGGCAGGAGAAGGCUGCCUGGACCAGCGACAUCAGCCAGUGUGUAGACAACAUUCGGUGUAACGGGCUAAUGAUGAACGCCUUUGAGGAGAACUCAAAAGUCACCGUUCCCCAGAUGAUCAAGUCUGACGCCAGCUUGUACUGCGACGACGUCGACAUCCGAUUCAGCAAAACCAUGAAUUCCUGCAAAGUCCUGCAGAUCCGCUACGCCAGUGUGGAGCGGCUGUUGGAGAGGCUGACCGACCUGAGAUUCCUCAGCAUCGACUUCCUCAACACCUUCCUGCAUUCUUACCGGGUCUUCACCACGGCUAUGAUUGUCUUGGACAAGCUGAUCACCAUCUACAAGAAGCCGAUCAGUGCCAUUCCGGCCAGGUCACUGGAGCUCUUGUUUGCAAGCAGCCAGAACACCAAGCUCCUCUACGGAGAGCCCCCCAAGUCCCCGCGGGCCAACCGGAAGUUCUCCUCCCCGCCUCCCCUCUCCAUCACCAAGUCGUCCUCUCCCAGCCGCCGGCGGAAGCUCUCCCUCAACAUCCCCAUCAUCACGGGCGGGAAGGCCCUGGACCUGGCCGCCCUGGGCUGCUCUUCCUCCAAUGGCUACGCGGGCAUGUACUCCUCCAUGUCGCCCUUCAGCAAGACCGCCCUCGACAUCAACAAGCUCUACGUGUCCAGCAACUACGCCAGCAAGAUCCCGGACGAGGCGGAAGGAGCCGCCGAGAAGCCGGAGGAGGCUCUGCUGAGCAAGCAAAGCUCAGAGGUCUCUGUCCGAGAAGAGUCUGAUGUGGACCACAACCUGAGUGACGAGGCGGAGGCGGAGAGCUCGCCCACCCGCUCGCCCACCACCCCGAAGCCGGCCCGAGGCAAGAACGCUUCAGAAUUCCCUUUGUUCUCCUACAACAACGGAGUGGUGAUGACCUCUUGUCGGGAGCUGGACAACAGCCGCAGUGCCCUCUCUGCUGCCUCUGCCUUUGCGAUCGCCACCGCUGGAGCCAACGAGGGCACCCCGACCAAGGAGAAGUACCGGCGGAUGUCCCUAGCAAGUGCUGGCUUCCCCCCCGACCAACGCAAUGGAGACAAGGAGUUUGUGAUCCGGAGAGCGGCCACCAACCGGGUGCUCAACGUCCUGAGGCACUGGGUCUCCAAGCACGCCCAGGAUUUUGAAACCAAUGAUGAGCUGAAAUAUAAAGUGAUCAGCUUUCUGGAGGACGUCAUCCAUGACCCAGAACUCCUGACUCAAGAGAGAAAAGCAGCUGCCAACAUCAUCAGGACUCUGUCUCAGGAGGACCCCGGAGACAACCAGAUCACCCUGGAAGAAAUCCUGCAGAUGGCUGAGGGAGUCAAGGCAGAGCCCUUCGAAAGCCACUCGGCUCUGGAAAUAGCUGAGCAGCUCACCCUGCUGGAUCAUCUGGUCUUCAAAAAGAUUCCCUACGAGGAGUUUUUUGGGCAAGGCUGGAUGAAGGUGGAAAAGAACGAGAGGACGCCGUACAUCAUGAAGAACACCAAGCACUUCAAUGACAUCAGCAACCUGAUUGCCUCCGAAAUCCUCCGCAAUGAGGACAUUGCCAUGAGGGCGAGUGCCAUCGAGAAGUGGGUCGCUGUGGCGGAUAUCUGCCGGUGCCUGCACAAUUACAACGCAGUCCUGGAGAUCACCUCCGCCUUCAACCGCAGCGCCAUCUUCCGCCUGAAGAAAACCUGGAUGAAGGUCUCCAAGCAGACCAAGGCUUUGAUCGACAAGCUGCAGCGACUGGUGUCUUCGGAGGGCCGCUUCAAGAACCUGCGGGAAGCCCUCAAGAACUGUGACCCGCCCUGCGUCCCCUACCUGGGUAUGUAUCUAACAGACCUGGCGUUCAUCGAAGAGGGCACCCCCAACUAUACGGAGGACGGCCUCGUGAACUUCUCCAAAAUGCGGAUGAUUUCCCACAUCAUCCGAGAGAUCAGGCAGUUCCAGCAAACCGCCUACAAAAUCGAGCACCAGGCAAAGGUCACCCAGUACCUGCUGGACCAGUCGUGCGUGAUGGACGAGGAGGGCCUGUACGAGGCCUCUCUCCAGAUCGAGCCCAAACUGCCCACCUGAGUCCGGGGCAGCCGGCUGGGACCCCGCUCUGGACACCACCUUGCAGCACCUUGUACAUAGCCGCCACCCUCUGUUUCUGUCGGGAGCCCUCGGUUGACGCCCUCGUCUGUGCUUCUCCACAAAAGUGACCCCCCCGACACCCCCCCCCGUCCUUAGAGCUCGGCUAGCAAGCCUCGCGUUGUCCUGAGGAGUCCGGCCUCUGCCACUUUGUCGACCGCGGUCUUGGUUUCUAUUAAGCAAUGUUCUCUUUGUCUUUUGACUCUUUGCGGGGGUGGGGGAGGGGAGGGGAGGGGAGGGGGGUGGCAGGAGGAAAGCCCCCUGGCGCCGGCAGCAGAGCCCCCGGAGAGCCCCCCUCGGCUCGCCCUCCCGUCCCCGGAGCGCCUCUCUGGGGCUUUGCAAUCCGGGCACAGGCUGCUCGCCUCCGCUCUGGGCAUCCGCACUUACGCGCACCCCCACGCCAGCACAGGGCGGGCCCCCCCCAGGCCGGGCCCCUGGAGAAGGGAAAGCAGCCCCGGAGGAGGCAGGCGCGCCCGCCGUGACGCCACUGGGCACACCGCCAGAGAGCCGGGCAGGAGGGCAGGCAGGCCGCGAAGCAGGGAGCAAGGCUGCUCUCCCAGGUGAGCCGUGGCCAGUGGCUGGCCUGAAGGAGGUGCUGCCCAGAGACAAAAUGAAAAGCUGGGCGGCGGGCGGGGGGGCACGGAGGCAGCCCUUCCGUGAGGUGGAAGGUUUGGAGUGGCCGGCUGGCUGGAGUCCGGCUCGUAGGGGGUGGCCAGUUGGGCUGUCCUUGGGCUCAUUGCUGAGUGGGUUGUGCAGGAUGGUGCCCUGAUGCUGUGGAGAUGGGGGGGGCAUGCCAUUCGGGGACUCUGCCUGGUCUGGGCCAGCCCCGAGGGGCAUCCGAGCAUCUCUCUGGCUCCUGCUGCUGCAUCGCCCCCUCCAGGAGGCUUCUGCCACACGCUCUGUCUGUAGACCUCGUGACACCUUCUUAGCAACAUAAGGUAGAAUUAGGGGGGUGGGGGUGGGGGGGCAACGACCGCGUGUUUUUAUUACAUAUACUGUAAUCCUGUCUAGCCACUUGCUAGCAGGGAUAUAGUAAUGUAGUGCUUAUUCUGUGAAUAUUAUCCCGUAUUUUUUACACUGUACAGUCUUGGAACCCAGGUGAACUUUUGCGUGGCUGGCAUGAUCCACCGUGACUCAAACCAGACACCUUUUACUGUCAGCAAGACCCGGCGGUCUGAGAAUUCUCUUUCAAGAACUCCAAUAAUUCAACUUACAGCUUGUUAGGGGGAAAGAAAAUUUCCAUUUUUGUAAAAAUAUAUGUUUCCUGAUUACCUCUUGCUAAUAAAUCUAUUCUAUCUCAGGGUGAA
Hemicordylus capensis (graceful crag lizard) is the source of this 5560-nucleotide messenger RNA. RefSeq names its product Ras protein specific guanine nucleotide releasing factor 1 (gene RASGRF1). Gene Ontology annotation, molecular function: protein binding; guanyl-nucleotide exchange factor activity. Lineage: Eukaryota; Metazoa; Chordata; Lepidosauria; Squamata; Cordylidae. Gene Ontology annotation, biological process: positive regulation of GTPase activity; Ras protein signal transduction. The transcript has 27 exons. The record is from RefSeq and is a predicted model, not a curated record. The coding region runs from base 435 to 4196 and encodes 1253 amino acids. Gene Ontology annotation, cellular component: plasma membrane.